Messenger RNA from Symbiodinium natans, 909 nucleotides. NCBI's taxonomy places the organism in Eukaryota, Dinophyceae, Suessiales, Symbiodiniaceae. The record is from the annotation of a GenBank genome assembly.
AUGGCCAACGGUAGGGGCAGCUCCUGUCUUCGAUCGGUGCUGCUGGGUGUCUUUGCUUAUUGCCUGGGUGCGCUGACGGUUGUGUACUGCGAUGCCGCGUUCGGUUCACGCCGAGAAGGGCGAGGCAGCCACAAAGUCCUUGAGGACAACUCCACUGCUGAGGCCAGCGCGCUGCAGGCCGAGUCUCGGAGGCAGCCGGAGGCCGGGACCACAACGACGGAAGCUGCGAAUGUGGGACCGGCCACCAAGGACGACAAGGAACCAAAGGACCCACAGCCUUCGCCUCAACUGCUGAAGUCUGCGCUGCGUGUCAGACACUCCGGGCCGCAAGGGCUCAAGUUCAUCCAUAUCAGCAAGACAGGUGGGACCUCCAUCGAAGAAUUGGGCAUACACUUGCCUGAGCAGCUGCACUGGGGUGCUUGGGACCGCGCCGAGUAUGGCUACCAGCACGGUGCAUUCAGGUUCUUUCCACCAGCGAAACGCCAAAAGUAUGACUGGUUCCUGGUGAGCCGAAACCCUGUCGACCGCUUCGUCUCCGAGUAUCACUGUGGCUUCGAGGGCGUGAACUACAUGCAGUCCAGAUUCCACACCCAGAAAGACUUCAAUGAUUGGAUUCAGGGCAGGCUCCGUCAAGGUGGAACACCCGGCGGCCACUUUAUCAUGAUGACGGAUUACCUCGAUGCGGAUCCCAAUGUCACCCAGCACAUUGUCCGCUUCGAGAACUUGGAUGCUGAUUUGCGCUUUGUGCUUGGACUUUACAACAUUACCCUCAAAAGACUCCGCCAUGACAAUGGUGGGGGGAAGAGAAUGUUCACGAAGCGGAAUAUCAGCAACGAGACGCUGGCUUACAUUCGUGCCUACUAUGCUGCGGACUUUGUCAACUUCGGCUACCCACUUCCAAUGACCUGA